AAGUGCUUCGUUCAAUCAACUCGAUCGAAUUCAUCGGCUUAUCACAAUCACCGAAAUCAUUAUUUAGACCCCGUCAUCAAUCGGAUCGGUGAGGUCAAGAAUAUGAUAUGAAGAGGAUACGAUAAGCAAAAUGUCCACUCUAAGAUACAGCAUUCGCUGUCUUAGAGAUCUCCAAACGACCACAACUCGAUUGUCACGGCCUUCGACUUCGAUAAAAAUAUCGACGAAUUCGAAAACAUGUCGAACAUUCACAACAACCACAACCCGCCAAGAUGACGAACUUGGGAAUGCUAUUCAAAGUAGCGAGUCUACAGCUGAUCUGAAAGUACCUUAUGUGCGCCCUAUGCCGAUAUCUCCUUCCUACUUCUCGCGGACUACACAAUUCAACGACAGUUACGUUCUCAUUCAAGAUCUUGCGCGGAAAUAUGGACGACUUCCCACCGUUCCUAAAAGCCAAGUAGAAAGAGUGGCGUGGAAGACAAAAGAACAAUAUCGGUUAUCAAUCGGUGAAGCAGCGAAAGGAAGAGACUAUGCGGCGUGUAUUGGUCUGGUCAAGAGGUUAAAUCAGAUCCACCCCGACCUAAUGCCCCAAGAGGUUAUAGAGGGUAUCCGGCCAUUCAAGCGAGAUAUCAACAUAUAUCUCAAUACCCCAAAACCUAUCCCGAUCGACAAGUUCGGCAGGUCACACGGUGUUGGUAGACGGAAAUCCUCAACAGCGCGAGCCUGGCUCGUGGAGGGGACAGGUGAAGUGCUCAUUAAUGGUAAACCAUUGAAUGAUGUAUUUGGAAGAGUUCACGACCGCGAGAGCGCGCUCUGGGGAUUGAAAUCAAUGAACAGAACAGACAAAUACAAUGUCUGGGCUCUGGUGGAGGGCGGUGGUACUACUGGUCAGGCUGAAGCGCUCGCAAUGGCGAUUGCUAAGGCAUUGGUCGUUCACGAACCAGCGCUGAAGACGCCCCUUAGGAAAGCUGGCUGCAUUACCCGUGAUCCGAGAAGAGUCGAAAGAAAGAAGCCUGGCCAUGUCAAGGCCAGAAAAAUGCCCACAUGGGUCAAGAGAUAGAACGAGCCAUGUAUGGAAAUAUCCAACUACUUUAUGGAGUCAUUGCUAUGUGCAGCUUUGCAGAGGGCGAGUAUCGCCAUUUCCAAAGGGAAGGAUGUAUACCGCAUUGUAGCCCAUACUAUUCAUACAGCAAAAUCAUAUGUAUAAAGGCUAUGUAUCAUUAUGUACCUACUUCGUAUCAUGGAAUGCAUAUGAGACGUCAAAAGUGACGCCCAAAAAGCGAAAUUAUCAACUAGUAAUCUGUGCUUCCCAUGGGAUGGUCUGUGGCCGAUUCCAUUGGUACGCCAGUACAUCGUGCCAAUUCAGGCCAAGUCCUACCUAAUGUACUGUGUGCACCAAUUAAGUCUGGGGUACAAUAUGUAUUAGACUACCUAGGUGCAGAUCGGUCAACCGGGAAAUCGGGUUGUGUUUGUAUCACGUACGACCAACAGGCCGUAGGACAACACGACGCGACGUAACUCGGGCAAAUGCAGCAUCUCCACCGCCUACCACAUUCCAAGGGCAGUCAAUCAGGA
Messenger RNA from Hypoxylon trugodes, 1575 nucleotides. RefSeq names its product 37S ribosomal protein S9. Lineage: Eukaryota; Fungi; Ascomycota; Sordariomycetes; Xylariales; Hypoxylaceae. Gene Ontology annotation, cellular component: mitochondrial small ribosomal subunit; ribosome. Bases 131 to 1060 code for a protein of 309 amino acids. The transcript has 2 exons. Gene Ontology annotation, molecular function: structural constituent of ribosome; RNA binding. Gene Ontology annotation, biological process: translation. The record is from RefSeq and is a predicted model, not a curated record.